GCGUAGGCUUGCAGGUUUUGGAUAUUGGAAAUAAUCAGAUUAAUGAUACGUUUCCAUGUUGGAUGAGUAUGCUUCCUCAACUUCAAGUCCUUGUCCUCAAGUCAAAUCAGUUAUUUGGAAAUGUGGGGCCUUCUACAAUAGUGAAGAAAGAAAACCAUUGUGAGUUCUUGAAACUGAGGAUUUUAUCUUUCGCUUCCAACAAUUUUACUGGGACAUUGCCAAACAAGUGGUUUAAAAGUUUCAAAUCCAUGAUGGCUAAAUCUACCAACGACACAUUGUUUAUGCAAAAUGGCUACAGGCAGGUUGACCAAUACCAGUUCACCACUGAGAUUACAUACAAAGGUUCAGUUGUCACAUUUUCCAAGAUUUUGACGACCCUUGUAAUCAUUGAUGCCUCAAGUAAUGGAUUCAGUGGCGUCAUUCCACGGUCAUUUGGAGAGCUCGUUCUGUUAUGUGGGCUAAACCUGUCAAAUAAUGCCUUCACUGGAAUGAUUCCAUCUCAGUUUGGUGCCUUGCAUCAACUUGAGUCACUGGACCUCUCUUCAAAUGACCUGUCUGGAGUGAUUCCAGUUCAAUUAGCAUGGUUGGACUUCCUCUCGGUGUUUAACCUGUCUUACAAUCGGUUGGUUGGAAGAAUACCAGGAUCACGUCAUUUCCAGACAUUCUCCAAUCUCUCUUUCAUGGGAAACAAUGGCCUUUGUGGACCUCCAUUGUCCAAGCAAUGUGACAACUCGGCCUCAAACUCUGGGUUACAUCAUUCAGACCGAGACCAAGUGGAUGUUAUCCUGUUUCUCUUUACUGGACUGGGAUUUGGUGUCGGAUUUGCAGUUACAGUUGUUGUGGUAUGGGAAAUCCGCAUAAGGAAACUAUCUAAAGGUUGCAUUACUUCUUUGUGCCAGAGUAAAGUAUUUUGUAUGUAGAUUACCUGGAUCAUGAAAAGGUCGUCUACUAUCAUACUGAUGCAGUGAACCAUGUAAUCCAGGCCAAAU
This is a messenger RNA of Lolium rigidum, 989 nucleotides long. RefSeq names its product receptor-like protein 19. The transcript is spliced from 4 exons. Lineage: Eukaryota; Viridiplantae; Streptophyta; Magnoliopsida; Poales; Poaceae. Gene Ontology annotation, molecular function: protein binding. Bases 63 to 920 code for a protein of 285 amino acids. The record is from RefSeq and is a predicted model, not a curated record.